Trichoderma virens Gv29-8 is the source of this 2646-nucleotide messenger RNA. RefSeq lists its product as uncharacterized. Gene Ontology annotation, cellular component: cytoplasm. The transcript is spliced from 4 exons. Bases 1 to 2646 code for a protein of 881 amino acids. The record is from RefSeq and is a predicted model, not a curated record. NCBI's taxonomy places the organism in Eukaryota, Fungi, Ascomycota, Sordariomycetes, Hypocreales, Hypocreaceae.
AUGGCGCCCCAACGAGACUAUUAUGCCGACUUGGGACUGACUCCAACGGCAGAUGUUGCAGAAAUCAAGAAGCAGUUCCGAAAGCUAGCUUUGAAAUACCAUCCUGAUCGCAAUCCCGGCCGAGAACAAGAAGUCAACUCUCAGUUUCAGAUCAUCCAAGCUGCCCACGAAGUCCUAAGCGAUGCCGAUGCCAAGGCCAAGUACGAUGCUGCAUUUAUGCGGUCCGCCAGCCGAUAUCCUGGCGCUUCGGGAGUGAGAGGGAAUCCAUGGCAGAAUGUUAGCCAGCAGUUUCCCGUUCCGCCGCGGCGUACAACGAGAACAGCCACCUCAGGGGCACAGAGAUGGAACGAGAGGUUCUCUGCCGGUGUGCCACCGACCGCUAGACAGCAUGCGUCGGCGGCAACGGCUGCUCGAGCUUUUGAAAGCAUGCGGAAAGGCGGUGCCAAGAGCGGGCAGCAAGAGCGCCGUGCUCCUCCUCCUCCACCCCCUCCCCGGACUGACUCCGCAAAAAAGAGAGCUGAAGCAUCUUUCGGGGCCAAGAAAACGGGCUACUAUCCUCGGUCAAAUACUCCUGGUGAUGAGCCCCCGGUCACCAACAACAACUACUCCUCUCGCGUCAAUACUGAGCGGCCAGAGCCCGCGCCAGAGCCCGCGCCAAAGCCCACGCCCGUACCCGAUCCCGUACCCGAUAUCUUCGCCCAGUUUAGGGAAAAGAGCCGUAGUGAAGAGAGCUUCGAGGACCCUCGUCAGAGCUCUCCAUACACCAAGAGUGGAGGCGAGAAGACCGAUCCUUUCGAUAGUGUUCCAUUGAAUCGGGCAAACACCACCAAGGAGUCAUCUGAACCAACAUCCAAGCAGAGGGGGCCCAGAGAAGGCGAGAUGAGAUGGGAGCAGAUGGAAGACCUCGGGUCGUGCCUGUUGCCCCAAGUUCGCGACCUGCUGCUUCAUUCAAAGCUCGAACAGAGGCGGCGACUGCUGCUGCACCAAAUGGUAAUAUGUUCACGACAAACCAGACAAGCAGCCCUCCUGCUACUAACGAUGCAACUCAAUCCUCUCCUCAUCAUAACCAAGAUUGUCGAAGUUGGCACAAAGAAUAAACCACGUGUCCCGAGUGGAACACAUGGAGCACUCCAGAGCCUCUCCCCUUUUGAACAGAAACAGUAUCACAUCUUGAGAAAUCUGAUUACGAAUCAGCAUGUUCCUGUUUCAAAGCCGAAAAAUAAGCCACAUCACAACACCCCGUGCAGCCAUAUAUCCCCCGAUGCAGAGAAAAUGAAUGCUAAUAAUAUAUCGCCCACUAGCUUCAACUUCAACUUGGACGAUGACGCAUUUUCUCCCAACUCCCCGGGAGCAUCUCGAUUCAGAAAGAGUAAUAGCGCUGAUGGAAUCAAUACGACUUUCGUCAAAGAUGAAUCUUCUGCUACUUGGCAAUUUAGUGCUGGAAAUGGAGAGUACGAUCCCCGUCCUCAGGCCCGUUCCCAAUCAAGCAGCAAAGCUGGUCGCCGCUCGCCUAUUAAACGUCGGCCGGUUCCCAGCGCAAACGUACCCGAUUCUGGAGCUCAGGCCCCUCAAAACGCAACAGGGUUUGAUGCAGAAAGCUGGAGCACUCAGUUUGGGCCCCAGACGUUUGUUCCCCGGCCCAUUACUCCCAACCCAUCAGGUUCGCCCACGCGGCUGGGUCGACCAAACACACGGAAGACGAGAACUCCAAAGCCCAUGGCCGGAAAUGCCGCCAUUGUGGAUGAUAGCAGUGAAGAUGACAUAUAUAGCUGGGCCGGCCGCAAAACUGAUGCAAAAGCUGCAACGGUUGAUAGUCCCCAAGCAAUGGAUAUUGAUCCACCACCGGCAGGUGUUCAUAUUCCUACUCCACCUCCUCUUGUUCCGACUACUCCUGCAGCGGCAUCUACCACGGCUUCCGCUACGGUCCCCUCUACGAUUCCUCCCGCACCCCAAUCCCGAUCACAGUCUCAGCCUCCAUCGCAUCCCCAUCCCGUGGUUGCCAGGAACAUUCCUGUUGAACCAUCGCGGCCGGAAUGGCGACCCGGAAAUGUUACGGGCCUGGGCCAAAUGUAUGAGCAGCCCGAAGAAAGAAAAGAGAUUCCGGUUACCUUCAAAGGGUCUGAAGAUAGCGAAGAGUUCCGAGCAACGUUAGAAGACCUGAAGAAUGUGGCACCAUUUGCCCCGCCUAAGGCUGGUCUCAAAUCAUUUACAGAACUAAAGGAUAAUCUGCCCUUUGAGAGUCAGGCAUCCUCCGAACUUCAUCUCAAUGUUCCCCACGCCCAUCCACUGGUAUUCCCUGAGCCCCCAAUUGCACCUAAACUUCCGCCCACGGUUGCAGUUGAUAGCAUCAAGCCGAAUGUUCCGUCAUGGAAUAAAUACCUUGAGGAAUUUGAAAGCUACCUACGUCGUUGGGAUAUCUUCAACUCACAGGUGGUUGACCAUUUUGCCACGCGAAAAUCCAACAUCUCGCAUGCAAGGGCCUCAAAGGGCUAUUCAUUUCUGGGCGCCCGGGGUGAUGCUGACGUCGUGGAGUAUCACAACUGGCUGGAGCAGGAUAACGGAGUCCGCCAAAGAUGGCUGGCAGCCUGCGAGGAGCACGAAAUGCGAUUCAGAGAAUUCAUGACGUUCAGAGAGAAGAUGAAGUGA